Molecule: messenger RNA, 945 nt
Organism: Amaranthus tricolor (Joseph's coat)
Lineage: Eukaryota; Viridiplantae; Streptophyta; Magnoliopsida; Caryophyllales; Amaranthaceae
Exons: 3
Coding region: 1-945 (314 amino acids)
Source: RefSeq, a predicted model, not a curated record
AUGGUCAUAACCAUAGUUGUUGUAUAUGUUGAUGAUAUUAUACUAACAGGUGAUGUUGCAAGCAUUCAAGGUCUAAAGUCCCGUCUUCACAAAACAUUUAGUAUAAAAGAUCUUGGCAUUCUACAUUAUUUUUUAGGAAUUGAGGUAACUUACACUCCCACAGGUAUUAUCCUAACUCAAAAGAAGUUCAUAAAAGAUUUAUUAGAUUUUAGUGGUAUUAGUGAUCACAAACGUGUAGUCACUCCUUUGCCCCUCAAUUUAAAACUAACUGCUAAUGAGGGUCUUUUGUAUCCUAAUCCUACAUAUUACAGGAACUUAGGUGGAAAGCUCGAUUUUUUGACUCAUACAAGAUCGGAUCUUGCCUACACUGUACAACAUCUCAAUCAAUUUAUGAAAUCUCCAAGAAUGCCACAUUAUGAAGCUCUUCAAUACUCCCUUAAGUAUAUAACAUCCACAGCAAGCCAAGUUAUAUUGCUCCAUGCCACAUAUCAGCUCACUCUACAAGCCUUCUCUGACUCAGAUUGGGCUUCCUGUCCAAACAGCGAAAGAUCCUUCAUAGGGUACAUUCUCUUAUUUGGGAAGUCUCCUAUUUGCUGGAAAUCCAAGAAGCAACCAACGGUUUUCAAAUCUUCCUCAGAGGCAGAAUAUAGAGUUAUGGCCUUUGCUUCCUCUGAGAUUACAUGGACUGUCAGGCUUUUGGAGGAACUUGUCUUUCAUGAGAGGACCAAGCACAUAGAGGUUGACUGUCACUUCACAAGGGAUAAAGUGUUGGAAGGCUUGAUUCAACUCUCUUAUCUGCCAACUCAGUUUCAGCUUGCUGAUGUUCUAACCAAAACCCUUCCCUCCAAUCAACUUACUCUUAUCCAAGCUUGGCAUGGUCCUGUAUUAGAUUUUCAAGUUUUUCCUCUUAAUGAAUGUAUUCAUAGCUCUUGUGAGUAUCUGUGA